AUGCCUCAACUGGACAGAGAAAAGUUGUGCUGCUCGAUCUGUCUGGAUCUACUGAAGGAUCCGGUGACUCUUCCCUGCGGGCACAGCUACUGCAUGAUCUGCAUUAACAACCAUUGGGAUGGAGAGGAUCAAAGGGGGGUUCACUCUUGUCCCCAGUGCAGGAAAACCUUCAUACCGAGGCCAGUGCUGGGCAAAAACACCAUGUUAGCAGAGUUGGUGGAGGAGCUGAAGAAAACUGAGCUCCAAGCUGCUCCUCCUGUUCAUCACAACUAUGCUGGACCUGGAGAUGUGCCCUGUGAUUUCUGUACUGGGAGGAAGCAGAGAGCCACCAAGUCCUGUCUGCAGUGUCUGGCCUCCUACUGCGACGACCAUCUCCAGCCUCACUAUGAUUCCCAGGCCUUUCAGAGCCACAAACUGGUUGAGGCCUCAGCAAACCUCCAAGAAAAAAUCUGCUCUCUCCACAACAAAGUGAAGGAAGUUUUCUGUCGCAGUGACAAGCAGUGUAUCUGCUACCUCUGCUCUAUCAGCGAACACAAAGGCCACGACGUCGUGUCACUGGCAGCAGAGCGGGCCGAGAGGCAGAAUGAGCUCGACCCAUGUCGGCAAAACAUCCAGCGGAGAAUCCAAGACUUGGAGCAAGAUCUGACAGUGCUUCAGAAGCAGGUGGGGGUCAUCAGCAGUUCUGCCGAUGAAGCAGCAAGGAAUAGCCAGACGGUGUUCAGCCAGCUGGCCCAACUCAUCGCGAGACGAAGCUCCGAAGUGCAGCAGCAGAUCAGAAUCCAGCAGGAAGCAGAAACACGUCGGGUCAAAGAGCUCGAGGAGAAGCUGCAGAACGAAAUCACCGAGUUAAAGAAGAAAGAAAGGGAGCUGAAGCAGCUUUCAUACACCGAGGACCACCACCACUUUCUACUCACUUUCUACUUGCUGUCAGCACUCAGCAAAUCUACACACACCAGCAUCAACGUCCCUCCUCCGAGCUUUGAGGAGGUGACGGCGGCGGUAUCGCAGCUCAAAGACAAACUCCAAGACCUUCUGAGUCAGGGCUGGACCCAAGGAGAGGCGCCGCUGAGACCAGCAGAGCUCGAGGGUUCAGGGAAGCAACCGCAUAUAGUGCCAGCACCAACAUCCUUCAUAACAAAAGAAGAAGAAGUCAAAUCGGCAGCCUUCCAACAACAACUACGUGUGGUGCCACCACCACCAGCACCGCCAUCUUUUGUGACAAAAGAAGAAGAAGUCAAAUCAGCAGCCUUCCAACAACCACGUGUGGUUCCACCAGCAGAGCCCAAGAGUUUCUUGAAACAACCCCGUUUUCCACCAGCACCACAUCUAACAGCAUCAUCUUUUCUGGCAACAGCAGCACGCAAAAAUUCAUUGAAACAACGUGUGGUGCCUCCAGCAGAGCCCAAGAGCUUUUUGAAACAACCGCAACAACAUUUGGUGUCACCAACAUCUUCAGUGCCACCAGCAGAGCCCACGGCUUUGGCUCCACUACACCCAGCUUUGGUGACGCCGCCGCUACCUUUUGCACCGCUGGCAGAGCCCAAGACCAGAAACGAAUUCUUACAGUAUAUGUGUCCAAUCACGCUGGAUCCAAAUACAGUGAGCAAAUGGCUGUCACUGUCUGAGUGGAACAGGAAGGUCACGUACAUGAAGAAGGAGCAGUUGUACCCUGAUCACCCAGAGAGAUUCAGUGACAGCCUUCAGGUCCUCAGCAAAGAAGCUCUGAGUGGACGGUGUUACUGGGAGGUGAAGUGGAGCAAGUUUGUUGCUAUAGCGGUCGCCUACAAGAGCAUCAGCAGAACAGGAAGUGAGAGUGGAUUCGGAUUCAACGACAAGUCGUGGGCGUUGUGGUGUCACAAUAACGAAUUCAGACAUGACAGCACCAUCAUGUUCCUACAGGUCCCUCAGUCCAGCAAGAUCGGGGUGUACGUGGAUCAGAGCGCAGGUAUCCUGUCCUUCCACAGCGUCUCCGACUCCAUGACUCUCCUUCAAAAGGUAGAGACCACCUUCACGGAGCCCCUCCACGUCGGACUCUGGGUUUGUUCGGGAUCUGCCAAGUUGGUUCAGCUGCUGUAG
Pelmatolapia mariae (spotted tilapia) is the source of this 2076-nucleotide messenger RNA. RefSeq names its product tripartite motif-containing protein 16-like. The record is from RefSeq and is a predicted model, not a curated record. The transcript has a single exon. Gene Ontology annotation, molecular function: protein binding; zinc ion binding. Lineage: Eukaryota; Metazoa; Chordata; Actinopteri; Cichliformes; Cichlidae. The coding region runs from base 1 to 2076 and encodes 691 amino acids.